Messenger RNA from Ostrinia nubilalis (European corn borer), 1007 nucleotides. RefSeq lists its product as uncharacterized. NCBI's taxonomy places the organism in Eukaryota, Metazoa, Arthropoda, Insecta, Lepidoptera, Crambidae. The coding region runs from base 61 to 909 and encodes 282 amino acids. The record is from RefSeq and is a predicted model, not a curated record. Gene Ontology annotation, molecular function: arylformamidase activity. The transcript is spliced from 5 exons.
UCUAGUUCACAAGGAAAUGAAAGAAAAUUCCUGUAGUAAGGGUUAAAUAAAUAAAAAGUUAUGUACAGAAUAAUAUUUUACGUGGUACUAAUUGAACAGUGCUUCGGGAAGGUGCUUCUGGAUCAGAAAUCAGAUGAAAGUAUGGGGAUGAUCAAUGUUGUGGAUCUCACCAAAGCUACAACUUGGAAGGACCUGUCGUCGUAUUACACGGCUGUGGAGAAACAUUGGAAGAUGUGCAUCAACUGCGGCGUCCCCGGCCUGGGCACAGCCAUGCACCUGGACUUCGCCAACUCGGCGCCAGGGUCCAUGCAUCCCGCGAUCAUACCGAUGGAGUUUCUUCUGACGAGAUUAUCGAUCAUCGACGUCAGUUCGCUGACCAGGCUGCACCCAUCUCUAGUGCUGACGCUGGACGUGGCCCUGCAGUGGAUGGCACUGAAGACGGACCCCAAGGAACCCACCCUGCUGCUGUUCAAGUUCGGGUGGAAAGAGGAACAGAAUAUGAGGAGGAGCUGCGUCUGUGAGAUACCAGGUUUAAGCUACGAACUGGCAGAAUGGAUUGCUGCAAACCUAAGCCACGUGGUGGGAGUGGCCACGGAUGCCCCCACCCUGGAGUCAGAACAGACCAGGGAGUUCACCACCAGGACCAUCACCAAUCUGCUGGGCAGAAGCGGCAUCUACAUGAUAGACAACGUCAACAUGAAAAGGAAAGUGCCAGACACUGGCUGCAUGUCCAUCGCGAUGCCACUCAUGCUACUCAACAGCAACUACGUGCCAACCAGGCUGACAGCCUUCUGUCCCUCAAGGAAGACGGACCAGCGCGUCAUGAUCGCGCUGAAGAAACACGCGGGCGGCGGCAAACGCGUCGCCAGCCGAGUCUAUGACGUCAACUUAGAGGAGAUUAUGAGCUAAAUACAGAUUCCAGAGUGCCCAAAGUGAAUUUCGCGACAGAUAAUAUUCCAAGUUCGCUUCAUUCCGGCGUUUUUAUUAUUCUAGCAUGUUUUCAGUUA